AUGCCUCAACGAAUUGUGCUUGCGGCUCUUUCAAUUGUUGCGUUGGCAAAUGCUGCUGCAACACCACCGUUAGGAUAUCUCAGACAGGCUUUUCUCCCCAAGUUGAGCGAACGGGCUCCAUUUAGUCAAAAUGCCACCUGCUCAACAUGUUCGUUAUACCAGACAGCUGAAUCUAUAGCGGCACCGAAGGCAAAUGUUUGGUCACAAAUAUCGCCCGAGGACAACCUAGCCGUUUGGAAUCUGCUCCACGACCCAGCAUCCGGGUUGAAUCUGACAGACCCAACAACGGCCGUUCAAACCGACAACUAUGUAUUUUAUAUCGAUACUGUACAUGUCAACAAGUCCGAUGCAAUCCCCUAUCUUGACGCAUCUGGAAAGAAGCCCGGUGCUUGGGCUCGAGCCAUGAUCUUCGAAGGCGGCAAGCCUGAGCCUGGAUCCCAGGAAUACAUUAUCGGACCUCUGCCGAUGUCAAGUGAGACGACAAUACAGAAGUUAGAUUACCUGUAUAACGGAGGAUCAGGGGGAUUCGUGCCUUUCAACGCACGGUUUUUCGAUCAAAAGCGUACCGAUGCAACGGCCCCGCUUUUAACUUCCAUCAUGUCCAACAUCAGUGACAUCACGGAGGCAUUGUUAGGAGGAUCAUUCUUCGGAUAUGAUGACCCUAAGACAACGCUGAACCCAACUGACACGACGCCGACGUCAUUCGACGGCACCACAGCUUUCCACGUACUCAUGUUCAGGCUUCCUGGAUCCGCCACUUUUCUCAGACCCCUAGACUUCUUCGUCAUGAUGGAUGUCACCGGCACAGAUGCUUCAACAUACAAGCUGAAGGGACUCGUGACCAACUCAAGAUUCUUCCCAACCGUGGCAGAGCUUCGCGCCGCAUUUGAAGCUGGCGAGCUUAAGGAAGAGUUUUACCAGCCUUCGGACUACGACUGGGCGUUGGUGAAAUACAAUGCCGAGAUGGGAGUCCGCGAGCUCGAGGAGAAGUUUGCCCCACAGAAUCUCAUGGUGGGCGGAAAGCGAUAUAAGGUAGACGAGGAGCAGAAGUACGUCGAGUACUUAGGCUGGUCGUUCUACGUUGCCCACACGCGAACACUGGGUAUCAUGCUGUAUGACAUACGUUUCAAGGGAGAGCGUAUCUUAUACGAAUUAUCCAUGCAAGAAGCGGCAGCCCAGUAUGGUGGAUUCCAGCCGAAGGCCGCCACGACACUUUACCACGAUACUUACUUCCAGCUGGGCGCCGAUCUAUUCCCACUCUCCGACGCCGGCUUCCCCUUAUCCCGACACCGCGCCGGACAAUACGGCACCACAGGCGGCUACGGAUUCAGCAACCUAGGCGUAGUCAAAGGAUCGCUCCUAACCCUCCGCUCCAUCGCCACGGUAGGAAACUACGACUACCUCUUCGACUACGCCUUCCACGUCGACGGCUCCCUCGAGAUAACCGUCCGAGCCUCGGGAUACCUCCAAUCCUCAUUCUACUACAAAGACCAAGGAGCCUGGGGUCCACGAAUCCAAGAAGCCACGCAGGGCUCUCUACACGACCACGUGAUAACCUGGAAAGCAGACUUCGACAUCCUCGACACAACAAACAGCCUGCAAGUAACGGCGCUGAAAGCGGUGAACCAGACGCAGCCAUGGUGGCCUGAACUCGGCACCUUCGAGCAGAUCCAGCUGGAGACGCACAACGUCGCGACGGAGCAGGAGAUGAGCUGGGCGGAGAACGGGGAGGUGAUGUACACGGUGAACCACGCGUCGAAAACGAACAAAUGGGGGUCGCCGCGGGGCUACCGCAUCGUGCCGGGGAAAUCGAACAUCCGACUGAGCACGUUAAACUCGCCGUUCUCGCGUCUCAACACCGCGUUAUCGAAAACGCAGUUGGCCGUGACGCGACAGCACGACACCGAGCCAUGGGGCAACAGCGUGCAGAACCUGAACCUACCGUUAAAGCCGCAACACGACUUCGCGAAGUUCUUCGAUGGGGAGAGCGUGGAUGGCGAGGAUUUAGUCGUGUGGUUUAACCUGGGGAUGCACCAUUUCACGCGCAGCGAGGACAUCCCGGUGACGCUGUACUCGGAGGCCGUGAGCAGCAUUAUGUUCGCGCCGCAGAACUUCUUCGAUAUGGCGCAGGAUGGCGAUUUGCGGAACCGGAGAUGGUACACGACGGCUGCGGAGGAGGGUGUUAGUGCGUUGCAGGCGGAAGCGUACGGCAUUGAGCUACCGCAGUGUAAGGUUGAGUUGCAGGAACCUGUUAUUGCUCAGAUCUUCUGA
Messenger RNA from Annulohypoxylon maeteangense, 2271 nucleotides. Its product is annotated as copper amine oxidase. The coding region runs from base 1 to 2271 and encodes 756 amino acids. The record is from RefSeq and is a predicted model, not a curated record. NCBI's taxonomy places the organism in Eukaryota, Fungi, Ascomycota, Sordariomycetes, Xylariales, Hypoxylaceae. Gene Ontology annotation, molecular function: primary methylamine oxidase activity; copper ion binding; quinone binding. Gene Ontology annotation, cellular component: plasma membrane. The transcript has 2 exons. Gene Ontology annotation, biological process: amine metabolic process.